Messenger RNA from Pocillopora meandrina, 11332 nucleotides. The record is from the annotation of a GenBank genome assembly. NCBI's taxonomy places the organism in Eukaryota, Metazoa, Cnidaria, Anthozoa, Scleractinia, Pocilloporidae.
UUGAUCGUCCGUGAAAUAGACGACAUCAAGUCGAAAUUGGACGCGUUAUCGAGGAAAGAUUUAGAAGCGAGCAUCAGUUUCUUUGAGGAAGGAAUCGCGUUGUUGUAUGAAGUGUUUGACAUAGUAAAGUCUAGAAACGAGCGCGGUGCGGCAGCAGCACAAGCAGCUUGCGAUGAAGCAUUUUCUCUUGUUGAAGGAAUCAGAAGGUUAGAGCUUACUGGCCUGGACGAGUCUGCCACAAGAAAGCUUUCCACUGCAAAGGAAAGAUUCAAAGAUGCUCGAAGGGAAGCAACGAGGGCCUAUAAAAACGAAGGCCUCAAAACAUCUGACCGCAUUCUGGCCAUGAAGUAUCGAGUAAUGGCAACGAUAUUGGAAACAGUAGACAAUCCCGCUGAUGCAGUGGCACCAUGUGGAGUGUGUGUAAAGGAACUUAACAGUCUGUCAGCAGUACAGAAUAGCCUUGACGUUCAGCUCAAGACAGGCAUUCAGAAAGUGAGGGGUUUAUUUGGUAAAGAGGAAAGAAGGGAAAUAAUUUACAAUGUUUGUCAUGUGAAUCGUGUGAUCUUUGAUAUCGCGCUCGCAUUGGGGAGAGUUGACUUCAGCCCGAGUGUUGAUAUUGGAGAAAAUAAAGUUAUUCCAUUGUGUGACGCGAGAGUAAAAGACGUGCUACUCAGCCAUGGUAAAGAGUAUUGUUGUGUUCCACCAAGGUCAUUUGGUCAGGAGGGUAAAGAGGAACACAAGCUGAAGAACCCAAACGGUAUCGCUACAAACUCCAGCGGAGAAUUCAUUGUAAUAGACUUGCAUCACGUGAAGGUGUUUGACAGCAGCGGCAAGUUUGUGAGACAGUCGAGUCUCUGUACCGUUAAAGAAAAUUUUGCAGUAGCCACAGACAUGAGCGACAACAUCUUUGUGCUGGCCGAACCGUGGGUUUAUAAACUUACUAAAACCGCUGACCUGCAUCACAGGUUUCGUUUAAGGGGAGGGGGCGAGUACGAUGGACUGUCAGUCAGUGGUAAAGGGACAGUGGUGACCUUGCUGGACCAGAUAGCAGUGGAGGAAUAUGACACUGAUGGAAAGUUUGUUCGCACUUUUGGACAAGAAAUAAUAAAUUCAGCGUUGGAUGUCACUGUUGCUAAUGAUGGCCUUGUUAUGGUAUUGGACCAAUCAAACCACUGUCAGUUUGUUGACGUAUUCAGUGAAUCCGGCGACUAUCUUCACAAGUUCAAACUGCAAAGACGUGACUGUCUUUACACAAGCAUUGCAUUUCACCGAGCAAGUGAACAUGUCGUCGUCGCCGGUUUUCGAGUGGAAGAAGCCCUGCAGGUUGACAUGUACAGUAAAGAUGGUGAGUUUGUGUACCAUGCACAAAUCCCAAUUGAUGGUGGGAUCAAUAUACCGGUAGUGACAGGGAUUUCGGUGACAACCAAGGGACGCAUUGCUUGUGUUACAGAUGACAAGGUAUUAAUUUUUUGAAGAGGGGGGUGAAGGGGAGGUCUUGCUCACGUUUCACGCACAUCAAGAAGUAGAAUAACGCCUACGAAAAAUUGUUUAGACGACUUUAAGAUUCACGUUUCUCUAAAAGAAAAAAAUUUACCGUUCACAUGGUCUUAAUUUCAUAUUUAUUACAAGUCACAAAAAUUAAAAACACUUGUUUAAUCCUGCAUUACGCAAAACCCCCUCUUACCCCCUCUUUAAACUGCUGGUUUUGAUGGUUUCUUGUUUUUCCAAAUUGUUCAAUUAUCUUUUUUGGCUGAAGUCAUUUUUAAGAAAUAGUUUCUUUCCAUAUUUCCUUUUUGACAUUAAAUUUCCAAAGUGUACCUAGCUUUUAUGUAGAUUUUUGAUGAUUGUAUCAAGUGUUAGUUUUGAUUGUGAUAACUUUAAUCACAGCAAUGCAUAAUAAGUUUCAUUCUUAGUAUGUAAAUGGACAGUCAUAUAUUUUAAAUAUUUUAAAAGGGUGCACAUGUCAAUAUUGCGUAUUAGGGUUUCUUUUGGAAGGGAGGGCUGAGGAGGAUUCACUGAACCUUGGGAUGACAUUGAUUUUAUUUCCUGAUUUAACCCUUGGCUAGGUUGGUUGGUUUUGACUUAGCCUCUUGUUGCAUUACAAGUUUGUUAUUGUUUCAUGUUUUAUUAUAGGCUCUUCAGCCUAUUUCUUUAUACAUUGAAACUAUUUUAUUUUCAAAUAGUGAAAGUUUUAGCCAAAAUUAAGGAAUUUUUUGCAAAUUUCAUUUACAACAUCCUAAUAAAAAUUCUUGUGUUGUUACAAAAAACUUGUUUGAUUUGUAAAUCCCAAAACCUUGCUUGAGAGAGUUAUUGGUUGGGUAUCAAGUUGAAGAUAAGCAACUAGCCAAUACAAGUUUGUUCACUUAAUUCAUAGGGAAACCUUUUAAUAGUUUCAUUUCAUGCAAUGGAUAUAUGGAGAGGAAUAAAAGGAAAUUGAAAAACUAUGGUCAUAGGAGAAAGAAAUUUACAAAACCAGUAAAUGUGGCCUGUCAUUCCUGUCAUUCCUGUUUAUUCCUUUGGUAAUGUGUUGAAAAAAUUUUUACUCAAAACUUAAGAUUUUUUUCCUGCCAUUUUCAGGAUGUUAAUUGGUCAUUGCACAACGGAGAAUUUUUCUGAUUACUGUGCAUGUGCUGAAUUUUCCAGCCAAAUUUUUGCUUAUGAAGUUUAUUCUCCUGUUACUACCAGAACAUCUUUCAAGAAGACUCUUCACUUUGCCUUUAGCAGCACCUAUUUUUAGCUCUGUGUGAUACUAUAAGACUGUGAUUAUCAUUCACUUACCAGGUGAUCAAUGUCACAAGUAAACAAGUUACUUUGUUAGUAUUGUUAGUAGUCUGAUUAGUAUACUUAUUUUAUGGAAAAUGCUGAACAACUUUUAAAAGAAAUUUUUUUGAGUCAGUGCAGCUUAAUAUGCCCACUUCAAUUAUUGAACAGUUUCAUUCCUAAGCAAUAUCACUUUCAAUUGAUUAAUAGAGUUUAUUAAACCUACAUUGUAGCAACUUAAUACCCACUGAGGUUAAGUGAAAUUGAAAUUCCUAAAGAUUGGAUUUGUUUAUCAUGAUGUCUUUAGUAUUCAUUACAAAGCAUCAUUUUUGUAUACAGUAUAGCAAUAGUAAUGUUGUGCAUUACAAUUUUCCAAAUGUGUUUUUUGUAUCUACAGCUCUAAGCUGAUUCAGUAGGUUUAAUUAGAAGAAUUAUUGACUGAGUCACUUUUUUACAAAGUGUAACAAUGCUUUAAAACUGUAAUUAAAAAUAAUUUAGAUGGGGUGAAUUGGCUUGCAGCUAUUUGGAUUUGGAUUUUAUAACUCACUCAUUGCCAAUUUUAUGCAAUAUUUUGUAGAUUUGAAACAAUUGACAUGGAUUCUAUACUCAAUAUGUUUAAUAUAAUUGUAUAGUGUAGACAGGAGAUAAGUCAGUAAGGUAAAUUAUUAAAAGGAUUCAUGAAUAAUUUCUUUUAUUUUUAUAUAGUGUAACAAUGCUUGAAAACUACAGACUAUAAUGUAGAGAUGGUGGAUAGGUUUGCAGAUAUUUGGAUUUGGGUGUAAGAACUCACAUGCUGCAGAUAUUUCAGAACACUUUGUUGAUGGUCAUUCCAAUAGAUUUUAAAGUUAAAACUGAUCAUGGAUCACCUGUUUGUCAACAUGGAUUCCAGAUUCAAUCUGUUUUUUUAGUGUAAAUUGACAAAUGACACAUUGUCGGUCUCCAGUUCACCUAAGUCUGUUUAUUGAUCUAAUUUUGUGGACUUAAUUUUUUUCAGUUUUCAGUAUUUAGAGAAACUUGAAAACAACAUGUAGACCCUGAUAGCAAGGUAGUUCAGUUUGUAAUUAGCCAUAAGGCUACUUUUUUAAGUACCAAAAUAGAAAGAGAACUUUGGUUAAAAUCAUAUCACUGUAGAAGAAAAAGAGAGACACAAACACAUUGGACACUUCUGGAAGUUUCACAGAUCUGACUUUCAUUUUUACUUGAAAAUUAGGUAAACAGGUUGGGUAAAAAAUAUGACAGAGUGACUAAGACAGAAUUACUCCUUACAAUAUCAAUACCAUAUCGACCAGAUAAGUGCAUGAUGAGAAUAAAGAAAUAUAUCAAUCUGGGGAUAAUUGGUUGAUCCAAUACUAAAUUCUCUGAUUGAACAUUGUAAGAACUGUAUGGUUGACAGUAAGGAGAAUUAGAAAUUUGGUCUGGGAGUUAAAGUGUUAAGUAUGUUUUGCAUGAAAGUGUUAAAAUGUAUAACCAAAUUUUGAAAUAAAUGUUACACGAGUGUGAUUUUGAUUAAAUUCUGGUUGUGCUUUUUUUGUCCUGAUUUGAUGUUGUACUUUCUUCAUGCAUUUGUAAUAGGUAAGGAGCUUACAAGAGAACUGCACAAAAACACUUGUGGGUCAGGCUUUCCCCUAGCAACUGUCAUUGCUGUUUUUUUUAUUUUACAUUUUACCAACUCAGUAAAAAUUUUUGCAACAACCAAAUAGGCCUGAAAAUAGUCUGGUUCCAUUUGGAGAUUAACUAUGAUACUGGAAUCAAGCUCCCUGCUCAAAGAAACAUUGGCCUAUGGCGCAAUGUCAUGGACAAUUAUAUCAAUCACACGAUGGGAUUUUUUUCCGUCUCUGAAAUGAUAUUUGACUACAUUGUUGACCAUGGUAUGAUUUACCAUUGGAAGUGCUAAUAAAACAAACACACUCCAAACUUUUGUUUUAUAGUGCACUAUAAGAUCAGCAAAAGGCCAAGUUAAAUAUUAAGGUAACAUCCUUUGUGUUUGGAUAUCAAUUACUAGAGUGUUUGGAAAGACUUACUUAACAUAAAGGAAAGUUUAGCCUUCAAUGUUGAAGGUCAUCAUUUGCAGCUUUGUUUAUCUUUGCCAUCCUUAACCCUCUAACUCCCAUGAUCUGAUUGUUAAUUCUCCCCUCUAGCUGCUACACAUUUCCUUUUAAAUUAGUUUUUGAGAACUUGGUGCUGAAUCAAGGUAGCAGCUUCUACCUGACAAGUUUCAAUAUUCUCAUUACUUGUCUGCUGAAUAAUAUACGGAUAUUAAAGGGAGAAGUUUCAUGUGAAUCACUUCUGGGAGUUAAAAGAUUAACUUUUCACACUUUCCAGCACCUCACUCCCACAGCUCCCUGCAGCAUGCUGACAUCAAUUUUUUUUUAAUUGUUGUUACUUGUACAGUGUACCUUGCCAAACAGAAGGGCUGCCCAUAGUUUACCUAAAAACAGUAUGCAUAUUCUCCUCGCUGUAGUCUAUACAUUCCUGAUGGAACUGACAAAAAGUUAGAUAUAUCAGUUAUAUUUUUUUUUCCUCAUUAAUACGCAAAAGAGUACUCGGCUAAUAUCCAGCCAUCUCGACUGAAACAAGCUAAUGGCCAAUAACGCAUAUAUCAGUUACAUCUAUCAACGAGAAAUGUCAAUGGAAUGCAUGGGGCAUCUUUUAUUUAGUUUCUUUGGUAAGAUUUCCGUAUACCCCCAUACUAUUCUACAUAAAAGCCGUAGUCACAGAGGUAAUCUACGAGCUAUUGUUACGCCACUGCCUUCUCUCAUCCAAUACUGUAAGCAUAAUGAAUUAUGGGGCUGUGCGGAAAUCUCGCCGGAUUUGACUUCAUCGAAGUUGAGAGUUGAUGGUGAUGUUUCUUUUUUCUUUGGGACAGGUGAUUCCGAUCUCAUUAGGACGAGUUUCGCGGCCUCCGCGAUAAAGCAUGGAGUCUCCAUUUCCCGGAAAUACUGUGACGUAUGUUAUUGUUGUACGUCAUCUGUCGAAGCACGGGGAAUCCCCCGGUGAAGAGUAACAGAAGGGAAGUUCUGAUGUAAGGCAGAGGAUGAAAGAAAAUACUCUUGAGUCCCUCUUGAGUGGCAGAGUAGACAAAUAGUAUUCUCCAUAAGCGUUUAACAGAGUUUCAAAAUGUCCCUUUCUGAACUGAAUUGUAUUUAGCCGGGUUAAUUGAAAAGGUAAUAAGUUUUUCUCAACCACAGUGGGUUUCAAUUGUAUUUGCCCUUGUGUGAAUGCCUUUGAUAAUUUUUUCGCUGUCACCAAUGAAUAUCUUUUUCAUCUUUCAUCUUGGUAAAAUUUGGAAAGAAGAGUCAUUUCAAAUUCCUAGCUACGGGCUUUGAAGGUAUUUGAAUUUCUCUUACAGUCCAGUGAGCAUUCAAAAAGCCUGUGGUCUGCCAAACGAAUAAAGGGGGUAAAUUUCCAAAGAAACUGUAGUGCUGCGUCGGUGGGAGAGUAUAAUAAGGAAAUUUAGUUUUAUCAAUUGAGUUAAAAAGGUUAAUUGGCUACCGUAAAAAGUUUAAACAGUCCAGUAGCAGAGACUGGAAAAUCAAGGUUUCGUUCAAUCCACGAGCUAGAAAAGGUUUGACAAUGGAUUUUAUCAGACCAAUACCUCCUGAGUAAGGCUCGUUACGCCGUAAAGUCGAAAAGUGGUAUACGAUCCGAGAGAAAGGAGGGGUUUUUGCUACGUCAUCCCUUCGUCGGUGUGAAAACGAGGUUGUAGAGUGGAUGACAUUUGUUUCCUCAUUUUUUUUUUUUACACCCUUAUCAAUAUUGGCCGUCCAAAUACCUAGGUAGUUCAAAACACUUGCUUCAUUGGUUUAAUUUUACUUUAAAGUGACGUCACGUGACUUAUCAUGUGACAAGAAAAAUCCUAAAGAAACCCUUGGAAAUAUUAAAAAAUCUUUGUCUUUUUAUAAACAAGUAUUAAAUUUUAUUCUUGACCGCUUUUGUCAAACCUUUUUAUCAUUUGGCUGUCCAAAACGUUCACUUCACCAUUUAUAGGUAUUUUGUUCUUUGUUUAAUGAUCGAAGAUCAAUGCUUUGUCGAUUAAAUGACAAAACAUGCAAACGAGGCAGAUGCUCUAAGCUGUUUAUCCUCUGCUUCUAGUUCAAGAUGAUAGUUUUAAAGUUUUCAGACUGUCCUUACAGCGAAUCUUUGAAGCACUAACAUCAAGUCAUUAGCAUUGCGCUGAAUAUUAUUCGUUGCUCAAGUAAUAGUCGUAUCAAGCUUCCAAAGCACAUAGGCCUUGCACCAUGUGUAUACCAUCUCACCUCAUCGCGUCUCCUUAUAACACUCCUCAACAAAAUGGGACACUGUUGCAGUUGUGACAAACCGCGUGUGACAGACACUAGUAUCGCAGCGGAAUUACUUGCUGAAGCGGACGAGUAUGGCACUGUCGCACCGAAAACAAAGCCUGGCCCCGAUUGCUCGAAAGUUGGAUAACGCUAUCCACUGGAUAAAACUCUAUACGGUGGAUACUCUUAUCCAUCGGAGAGCAAUUUAUCCGUUGGAUAGCGUUAUCCGACCUUUACUAGUACAACUGGGCCCUGGUCCGUUUCUUUUACUAGCGGCAGACAACACAAAUGUCAAUGAAGAAUCCCUCGAUGGAAAAAACAACUCAUGUGACAUCCAUGGUUGUAUUUCAGAGACGGCCGAAUAUAUGAACCAGAACCACCUCCGGUCUAACUGGCAAACCACAAUGACGGGAAACUAUCCCUACAGGCAAGGGGAAGGAUUUACGAGCUAAAAGAGUGCUCUGCAUUUAGGAGACGACCUCAAGUCACUUUUUAUACUGGUCAGGUUAAACAAGAGUAGUUUAAAGAAGAAAAUGAGCUGUUUGAGUCAGGAAGUUGCGCUGAUGAAGUACGAAAGGUCAUUCAAAUGCAUCCCUCAGGUCUAAUGGAAUCACUAUCUCGGGAGGUAAUCACGAGUCAGUCAGUUCCUGGGUGGAGUGCUAGCUGCCCCCUAACAGAUGGCUCUUCAACGGAGUUCAGUACAAUAUAUACCGUUCUCAAGGACGCUCAAGCCACCAGUAAUACCAUGGGUCAGGAAGAUACACUGAGUAAUAGCCUUUGAUCUUGCUAUGUGUGUGAAGGCCAAGCAAAUACAGUGGAGGCUUGCAAACAAGUUUUCCGAUGUUGUGAUUCGAAUGGGUACGUUUCAUAUCGCAUUGAACUUCUUGGUGAUUAUUGGCAAAAAGUACCUAAACUCAGGCCUUGAAGAUCUGCUGAUCGAGAACCGUACUCACAGUCCUCUGCCAGCCUGUAUAAAUCUUGAAUGAAGGCAUCCACCGACUCACCAAGUAACUGGUGUCGUUUGUCAAACGAGAUCUUUGUAUUAUCAAAUUGCGGCGAACAUCGAAAUAACUAUUGAAAGCAGUGCGAACUUCUUCAUAUGUAGCUUUUUUUUUCGUCGAUUCAGAGUGGCUAGAAUGUCAUACUGUCGUACUCGCAAGGAGUGGAAGCUGACUUGGCUGUUGCGGAUUAAUUUCGUUUUCUUGUGCUUCAGAAGGCAACCCUGAGGUUUUUUUUGUGUGUGAUACUGCUGCAGUGUCGAGCAUUUUAAGGGUUAAGGACCGCUGCCACCAUGUAUGAUUUAAGACUAGUUGAACAACAACACCUUUAUUGAAGAUGGCGACCCGUGUAAGUUCUAGCGUGCAACACGCAAGGUUAAUGUGAUUGACAACGGUAGAGAUUGGCAUAACCCUACAACCACCACCACAAGGUAACGGUUGGCACCUAGAAGGUAAAAUGUUGAAACUUGUCCUGAUGACCAGAGACCCAACACCAAGAAGUCUGCUUGAACUAACCACAUGGCAAUGUAGAAGAUCUAUGUGCCAUGCAAGUUGUUCCUGUUCUGGUAUUGGCCUUCCCUGUAGAGAGUCCUGUUUGUGCACAGCAGAUGAAGAAGUCUGCCAGAACCCUCAUCGCACGCCGCUUCAUUUUGAUAGUGACUCUGAAGAUAGUGACAAGGACUAGGUAUAUAGCUAGGCACCUCUUUAACCACAUAAAUAGUUAAUUACUCUGGAAAACCCUAACGUACAAUUUUUAACAGUAUGAUGUACACAAUUUGAGAUGCACUGUUUCUUACAAAUUGGGUAAAAAAUCGAUCAGUAGCUCUUUAGAAGUAGUUUUGCAAAAUUGAAACUGUUUGUUACUGUCGAUUAUAAACAUAGGGAACAUCUUGAAAAAAAAUGAAUGUCAGCUCUUCAAGGAUUCACUGUAGUGAUAGUCUGAAACUUUAAAACUAUCAUCUUUAACGAGAAGCAGAGGAUAAACAAUUCAGAGCAUCAGCCUCGUGUUCAUGUUUUGUCAUUUAAUCGACAAAGCAUUAAUCUUCGAUCAUUAAAAAAAGAAAAAAAUACCUGUAAAUGGUGAAGUGAAGGUUUUGGACAGCCAAAUGAUAAAAGGUUUGUGAUAAGAGAGGCUGAGCAUCAAAUUUCAUACUUGUUUAUAAAAAGACAAGGAUUUUUUUAUAUUUUCAAGGGUUUCUCUGAGAUUCUUCUUGUCACGUGAUAAGUCACGUGACGUUGCCAGAUGGUGAAAUUAAACUACGAAGGAAGUAUUUUGAACUAGCUGAGUAUUUGGACCGCUUAUGCUGAUAAGGGUGUUGAAAAAAAAUUAGUAAAAAAACGUCAUGCACUCUACAACCUCGUUUUCACGCCGGCGAAGGGAUGACGUAGCAAAAACCUCUUCUUUCUCUCGGAUCGUACACCACUUUUCGACUUAACGACAUAGUGAGCCUUACUAAGGAGGUAUUGGCCUGAUAAAAUCCACUGUCAAACCUUUUCUAGCUCGUGGGUUGAACGAAACCCCGAUUUUCCGGUCUUUGCUACCUGACUAUUACAAACAAAGUAAGAGUUCAACAAGCGUAUCAAAUAAAUGACGUCACGCGGCCUCAAACCCUUCGUUGUCUUCAGUGCCAUUACCGUAAAAAUAGUUUCCGGGUGCUACCUGUACUUCGCUUAUCCGCAAUGUCCUCCAUAGCAACAGCCUUGUUCAAAGUCACUAUCGGUUUGCUAGUCAACAAAGGUAGAGAUAAGGCCGCAGAGAUUCUGAAAGAUGGCGAUGUAACAGAUCAAAGAUUCCACUCCUUGAUCGUUCGUGAAAUAGACGACAUCAAGUCAAAGUUGGACGCGUUAUCGAGAAAAGAUUUAGAAGCGAGUAUCAGUUUCUUUGAGGAAGGAAUCGCGUUGUUGUAUGAAGUGUUUGACACAGUAAAGUCUAGAAACGAGUGUGGUGCGGCAACAGCACAAGCAGCUUGCGAUGAAGCAUCUUCUCUUGUUGAAGGAAUCACAAGGUUAGAGCUUACUGGCCUGGGCGAGUCUGCUACAAGAAAGCUUUCCACUGCAAAGGAAAGAUUCAAAGAUGCUCGAAGAAAAGCAACAGAAGCUUUUAAAAACGAAGCCCUUAAAACAUCUGACCGCAUUCUGGCCAUGAAGUAUCGAGUAAUGGCAACGAUAUUGGAAACAGUAGACAAUCCCGCUGAUGCAGUGGCACCAUGUGGAGUGUGUGUAAAGGAACUUAACAGUCUGUCAGCAGUACAGAAUAGCUUUGACGUUCAGCUCAAGACAGGCAUUCAAGUGAGGGGUUUAUUUGGUAAAGAGGAAAGAAGGGAAAUAAUUGUCAAUGUUUGUCAUGUGAAUCGCGUGAUCUUUGAUAUUGCGCUUGCAUUGGGGAGACUUGACUUCUGCCCAAGUGUUGAUAUUGGAGAAAAUAGAGUUAUUCCAUUGUGUGACGUGAGGGUAAGAGACGUGUUACUCAAACACGAUAAAGGGUAUUGUUGUCUUCCACUACGGUUAUUAGGUCAGGAGGGUGAGGAGGAACACAAGCUGAAGGACCCGAGGGGUAUCGCUACAAACUCCAGCGGACAAUUUAUUGUAAUAGACUUGCAUUACGUGAAGGUGUUUGACAACAGCGGCAAGUUUGUGAAACAAUCGAGUCUCUCUACCGAUGAAGUAAAUAAAACAUUUGCUCGUGAAGUUGCCACAGACAUGAGCGACAACAUCUUCGUGCUAACCAAACUGGAGAAGCCUGGGAGUGAGUUAUCUUAUUGGGUUUAUAAACUUUCUAAAACCGCUGACCUGCAUCACAAGUUUCGUCUGAGGGCAGAGGGCUGGUACAGCGGACUGUCAGUAAGUGAUAAAGGGAAUGUGGUGACCUUGCGGGACUAUGAUGUAGUGGAGGAAUAUAACACUGAUGGAGAGUUUGUUCGCAGUUUUGGACAAGGAAUAAUAAGGCUUGCGUUUGCUGUCAUAGUUACUAAUGAUGGCCGUGCUAUGGUAGCAGAUCACGACCACUGCGUUCACAUAUUCGGUGAAUCCGGCGACUAUCUUGACAAGUUCAAACUGCAACGAAUUGACUAUGACUACAUAAGCAUUACAUUUCACCGAGCAGGUGAACAAGUCGUCGUCGCUGGUUGUCGAGUGGGUAAACCCCUGCAGGUUGAAAUAUAUAGUAAAGAUGGUGAGUUUGUGUACUGUGCAGAAAUCGCAAUUGAUAGUGAGAUCCUUCCUAUGAAAGGGAUGACGAUGACAACCAAGGGACGUAUUGCUUGUGUUGGGGAUGACAAGGUAUUCAUUUUUUGA